GGGUGGGGAGAGACAAAGGGAGAGGAAUGCGCUCGAGGGGUUUUGUUAGUGGUUUAUUCGCACGAGAGCAGAAGUGCUGAGAACUCUACCAGUUCCACACAGGACACUCCUACUGACUGUAAUUUACAGCUCGGUUACACGGUUAAAUCCUCAAUUUUCAACGGUAACAUCCAUCAUCUUAAUGAAACCAUGCUGAGUGUUUGGACCCUCCUUUCAACUGCUAUUUGUGCAGUGUCAGUCUCUGCAUUACCUCAGAGGAUUUUAUUCCAUGGCCAGCAGCUGACUCUGGAUCUUCCUGAGAGGACACGGAGCUUGGAGUUUUUAAAUGCUAAUGAGACUGAAAGACUUACUAUCUGGAACCAAGCUAGCAAUUCUGUGCGGGCAAGUAAAGGCUAUGUGACCAGCAUGGGUAAGGACUGGACAUUCAGAAUCCAACGUGUUACGUUUGAUGAUGAGGGAACCUACACCUUGUUAAAUCACUUUGGUGCAACCAUCAUCAGUUAUAUAGUGAAGGUCAACUCCAACAAAGGCAUCAUUGAUUGUGUCGCAGGUGACACUCUGAGAAUAUCUCUGGCAGGACUCAAGCAGACUGAUGCUACGCUUCGCUUUUACAAUAAUUAUUCAUCUCUCGUCCUGGUGGAGAAUGGAGUUGCUGUGGGACGAAGCUACCCAGACUAUGUCAACCGGCUUAGAGUGAGCAGUGAAAUUAUUCAGAUUCUCAAUGUAAAUGUUUCAGAUGUAGGCAGAUACGAGCUCACCGAUCUGAAACGAAGACUCGUCUCAAACAAUACAAUGAUACUAGUGGAUCAUCGUGAUUAUUCCGCCAAUAAAGGUCUUCUAGCUCUGCUGUUGCUUGGAAUUCCUGGUGGAAUCUGCUUCUGCUGCAGAAAGAGAAUCUGCAAAUGUUGUCAGACCACUAAAUCAGACACAAGUCAGCCCAACAGUGUACCAAUGUCUUCACCUAGCAGCAACACUAUGUCUGGUCCUGUAGGUCCUGGAGACAAUGGCCAGGGCUACAUUGCUGGUUAUCCGUCUCAACCAGAUCCAGGUCAGAAUCACUAUCCUUAUCAACCAGAGUCAGGCGGACAACCUGCUGUUCCUCCCAACCCUGGCUACGUCGCUGGUUAUCCGUCUCAUCCUUAUCCACCAGAGUCAGGCGGACAACCUGCUGCUCCUCCCAACCCUGGUUUUUAUCAAAACCCUGUCUACCCUCCUGCCUCUGGCCCUGCACCUGCUCAGCCGCCCCAGUGGAAUGCCCCUCCAACCAACUACCAACCACCUGCACCUGUGAACUAUGCACCAGUAAUGAGCAGUGCUCCUUCUGGGCCUGAAAUGCCGCCAACUGUACCACUGCUCACACCUCAGCCUCAGUCUCAACCAAUGGAUAUCCUUAACUCCAGUGAAUCUGGCUUCCAGUUUGAUGUUAACAAAGGAAGGUCUUCUGGCAACAACUUCCUGUAGUUACUCCAAUAUCCUGAAUUAUCCCUGCAAUGGAUGUAGAAACAAACACUUGUUUGUUAGAUUCAUACAAAAUGCAAGCCUUAAAAAGAAUAAUAACAAUUUUGGCCUUAGAACUAAUAGGACCUUAAUUAAAACUACUACUUAAUUUGUUUAUGAUUAGACCUAUUCUCUCAGCACUUAGUCUAGCUAAAGUGAUAUAGGAGGUUAUUACAAUUUGCAUAAGAAAAAAAAAUGAAAUGCAUUUAUAUAUUACCUACUGUACCUCAAAUCCGUUUACUGUUUUCCCAUGAAAAACAGCUUCCAAAGAUGCGUGUCUUUUUCUUACAGCUUAAUGUCACUCUCUUGCUGCUCUUUAAUAACAGAAGAAAAAAAAUGUUGAAUGAUACCAACGAUUUUUAAAAACCUACCUCCAUAUUUCACCAAUAUGUUUUCAUAUUAAAGUCACAUUGCAAUAUGGACAAAAGAAUGACUCACCCUCUGAAUGGGCUUUUAACAGACGUGUUUGUUUAAGGAAAAAGCAGAGCAAUUACUAUAGACGCACACUAGUUGGGACCUGUCCUGAAAUUCAGUUUGAAGGUGAAAGUGAACUACCAUUUUCACUUGAUCUAAUCUAUCCUUUCAGUCAGGCUGAAAAGGCUAUGUUCUACACUUUUGUGUAGAACUACAUUGAAUAAUAAGCCAUUAUUUUAUCAUUGUAGUUGUGCAAAUGUCCAUAAACUAUUGACUGUAGUGUAUGUAUUCACUCUAUUUACUUUUUUGCAAACUUUAAAGUACAUGCUUACCUUACUGUAGUGUUGGGAAACAACAACAACAAAAACCUGUAACCUAAGAAAACUAAAAUAUAUAUUGAUAUUUUUACCUGCUUAAACAGUAUCAUGUAAGGCUCAGGAAUCAGGAAAAUAUAUGAAAAAAUGAUAGGAUGUCUAAAGUUAAACAGAUAUAAUGCAUGUUAUUAGUAAUGCAUGUUAGUGAAUUUAGAUGUAUUACCAGUGUUUCAGGGAAUUUUCUUAACUGCUAAGCAAGUAGUUGCAUUUGCAGUUUUAUAGUGCUUUUAGCUGAAAUAAAAAAAAUAAAAUGGUGCAAACAAAACAUUUAUACUUGAACGUUGAUAAUGUGUGUAAAAUAUUACAGUGACAUUUUAAUACGAUUUGUGUUGUACCUGCAUACUUAUGGGUAAUUUUAUUUGCCCUUCAACUGCUAUCAAUUUCCUUACCGGGACUGUUUACUGUUCAUAUUUUAUAUUAUCAUUACAUGUUCUAAGUAUAUAUACAUAUAUUUUUAUUUUAUUUUGUCUAACAUCUAGUGCCAACCGGCAAAGUAAUUUCCCCUGUUUUAUGUUGCAUUAUUGGAAAACGAAAUGCAAUAUGUUGUCACACUUUGAACUAUAAUAAGAAUGACAAUAAACAUGAUUAUAAUACA
Molecule: messenger RNA, 2880 nt
Organism: Carassius auratus (goldfish)
Lineage: Eukaryota; Metazoa; Chordata; Actinopteri; Cypriniformes; Cyprinidae
Exons: 10
Coding region: 190-1461 (423 amino acids)
Source: RefSeq, a predicted model, not a curated record